AUGCCUUCCACCACUGGCGCAUCGAAGCGAUUCGAGCUUCCCAAGCUCGACUUCAAGUUCGGCUCGUUGACCGACGGAACCGACAUCCCCCCUCCGCUCCCCAGCCCCGUCCAGGAGGUCCCCACGCCUCCGCAGACCCCGCGCGUGAGCGAAACCAAGGAGUCCGACUCGGCCGUCAAGGCAAAGGACAAUGACAAGACGAAUGGCCACGCGGCCGCCGUGCCGGGCUCGCCCGCCACCACCAACGGUACGAAAGGAUUCUCGGAAGACAUGCCGCUCUCUCCAACAUUGUCGAGCAGACAAGGCAGCAUCCGUCGUCUCUUCAGCCGGACUUUACUGAACCAAGCAUAUGCAGAAGGCGACAGCCACGCGAACGCCAACGGCGGCGGACCCCCAUCCCGUCCCAUGAGCCGCAACGCAGGCAGCAUCGCCGACGAUAAGAAGACGAAGCGCACCAGCGGCUGGUUCAAGAGACUGAGGUCCUCGGAACCCUCACCGCCUCAGAGGCGAUCCAGCACCGUCUACGAGCACCCCAACAUCAGCGAGACCAGCAGCAGCCAUACGCCGAGCAAGCUGCAGUCUCCUCCGGUCGUCCAGGGGCCGCCGCCGCCCAUGAUCCCCGAGCUCAGCGCGCUCCAGGCCAAGCUGGACCUGACGGACGGCGGCAGUCUCGGAGAUGACCUGUUCAAGAACAUCAAGUAA
Molecule: messenger RNA, 702 nt
Organism: Colletotrichum graminicola M1.001
Lineage: Eukaryota; Fungi; Ascomycota; Sordariomycetes; Glomerellales; Glomerellaceae
Exons: 1
Coding region: 1-702 (233 amino acids)
Source: RefSeq, a predicted model, not a curated record